AUGGAAGCUCGAGUUGGGGUGGUAGUGGAAGGAAAGCAGAGAGCUUUAAAUUCAGCUCAGGGAAGCGUGGUGGAUGGAGGUGCCAGGAAAUUUUUACAGCAACAGAGCCAAGCAAAGCAGUCUAUGAAUCAAUCGGCUCAGGUAGGCACGGUGAACCAGCUCUUAGCUGGUGGUAUUGCUGGGGCUUUUAGCAAAACCUGUACUGCACCUCUUGCUCGCCUCACCAUCCUCUUUCAGGUGCAAGGAAUGCACUCUGAUGUUACAGCAUUGAGUAAGGCCAGUAUAUGGCAUGAGGCUUCACGUAUUGUAAAUGAAGAAGGGUUUAGAGCAUUUUGGAGAGGCAAUCUGGUUACUAUUGCUCAUCGCCUUCCAUAUUCUUCCGUCAGCUUCUAUGCUUAUGAACGCUACAAACAAUUGCUGCAUUCACUUCUUGGCGAAAAUCUUAGGGGCAAUGCAAGCACGGACAUGUGUGUGCACUUUCUUGGUGGUGGGAUGGCAGGAUUAACCGCUGCCUCAGCCACAUAUCCACUGGAUCUUGUGAGGACACGUCUUGCAGCUCAGAGAAAUGCACUAUACUACAGAGGUAUUGGGCAUGCAUUUCAUACAAUUUGCAGAGAAGAAGGUUUUUUGGGAUUGUAUAAAGGACUUGGAGCGACACUGUUGGGUGUUGGGCCCAGUAUAGCAAUAAGCUUCUCAGUUUAUGAGGCUUUGAGGUCAUUUUGGCAGUCUGAAAGGCCCAAUGAUUCGACUGUCAUGGUCAGUCUUGCCUGCGGCAGUCUUUCAGGCAUUGCCUCAUCAACAGCAACAUUCCCUCUGGAUCUUGUGAGGCGAAGGAUGCAGUUGGAGGGGGCUGGUGGUCGAGCUCGCAUCUAUAAUACCGGCUUAGUUGGGACUUUUAAGCACAUAAUCCGGACUGAAGGCCUACGGGGCUUGUAUAGAGGGAUUCUGCCAGAAUAUUACAAGGUUGUCCCCAGUGUAGGCAUUGUCUUCAUGACUUACGAGACACUGAAAAUGCUUUUGUCGCGCAUCCAAACAAGUGACUAG
Molecule: messenger RNA, 1044 nt
Organism: Prunus armeniaca (apricot)
Lineage: Eukaryota; Viridiplantae; Streptophyta; Magnoliopsida; Rosales; Rosaceae
Source: the annotation of a GenBank genome assembly